This is a messenger RNA of Blepharisma stoltei, 1890 nucleotides long. The record is from the annotation of a GenBank genome assembly. Lineage: Eukaryota; Ciliophora; Heterotrichea; Heterotrichida; Blepharismidae.
AUGAGCAAAUUGCGAAGCUGCUCCCAGAAAAAUCUUUCAACAAGUUUUAACAACGUGAAUUACAAGAAGAGUAACCAAGAAAAAAAAAGAGGAAAUUGAAAAAUCACUCAAGUCGACCCACAUAUCUUUAAUAGCAUCUGAAUGAAUGGGACUUUUCAUAAAAGCUACGACGUCCUUCCAUCCGUAAAUGCUUCUUUUGCGCAGAAUCUAGAAGAAAAAACACGUGCAAGGGUAAUAAGGGAAAAAAUUGAAGCAAAUAAUUUAGCUGGGAAUAUCAUGCAGCCCUCAUUUUCUGAAAUAUCGCUGCAAGGCACAGGGAUUGAAAAAAUGAAAAUAAGAAGAAUGAACACAAAAACAGUGCUAAAACCUAUAGUGAAAAAUGUACAAAAACUGAAUAGAUUGAAUACAGUCACGAAUUUCCUUGAUAUAUCAAAGCCAACCCAGGAGAGUGCAAAUAGCUCACUAUUAUACCCGAUUUUUCAAUAUAAAACCCCAGAGACUUCAUGCAGAUCAAGUAAUUUUCAUAGUAAAAAAGCGAAAUUGUUUAGCAGCCUUCAAAGAAAUCACUUAUUGUCAUCAAAAGAAAUUUUUUCUCAGUUAGGCUAUCUGCAUCGUAUUUUAUUUAAACCACGUAAAAUAACGGAAAACAACGCAAUUUUAAUAAUAUCAAUUGAAGGAGUUUUAACGUCUUCUUAUCAAAACGAAAACACGAUGAAUUUAAAAGUCCGCUCAGAUUUUGCGAAUUCCUUAAGAGAAUUACAAACAAACUAUCAAAUUGUUUUAGUUUCAAAAUUAAAGCUCAAUGAAAUUGUUAAUAUUCUGACUAUAAUGUGUACAAAAGCUGUUUAUAUAACAGCAGCAUAUAAACUUGUAGAGACAGGAAAAGACAUCAAGCAAAACUUUGUAAAUAAAAAUAACGACUGAUAUAUAGACUACGGACAAGUGUUCAAUGAUUUUGGAAUCUCUGGAGAUAAAGCCAAAAAAGUAAUAGUUAUUUGUCCAUUACUGCUAAGCCCUUGUGAAAUGCCUUUUCCUUAUAAUAUUCUUGAAUACUCAGGAUGUAUAAAUCCAUCAAUCUAUAUUACGCAUGCACCAAUACCUACAAAAGAGCACCCAUUUACACCGUUGACCAUUUGUUUGCCUCAUAUUGAUUUGCAGCCUUUGAUUGGCUUGUAUAGUGUUAUUGAUAUAAUUAAACAGGUUUUAGAAACCCCUUACUCCCCCCCCCCCCCCCGUGAGCGAACAAAAUUUUUUUGUUCGCUCACGGAGGGGGGUUAAUUUUUUUUUUUAAAAAAAAAUUUAUAUAUAAAUUUUAUAAAAAAUAUUUUUUUCGAAAUUUAAAAAAAUCCUAAUUUGCAAAAAUUGGGAAGCAAAUAUUAAUUUAAUUUGCAAAAUUUAUGUUUUAAAACGCAAUUUGUUUAAAAUUAAACAGAAUUAGCUCUAGAUUUCAUUAUACUAAUUAUCACUUAUAUAUCAAAAUUUUUUUCCAUUAAAAUUUUUUCUAUUAAAAAAAUUUUUGUUCACUCACGGAGGGUGGGUUUUUGGUCAAAAAAUGGCGAUUUUUCUAAUGGUUUUGUUCGCUCACGGAGGGGGGGGGGGAGUUAUACGCUUGCUGAUUUAAGUACAAUUAAAAAUAUCAGUUGUGUCCAUACAAACUGUUUAAAUCAAGAACUGAUUUUUAAAUAUUAUCCUCCGACUGCAGAAGAAAUAAGGAAAAUUACCCAAAGCAGGCCACAUUAUAAAGCUGGGCAUAAUGAGGAUUUAUUGAAAACCUAUUUUUUAAUCGUCACUGGAGGGAUGCUAUGUGGCACAAAAGUAAUUAGUGAAGUAAAAACCAAACAAAUCGCAGGGUAUUCAAAUUUACUUGAAGUUUCCCUAUUAUCAGCAUAA